UCCCUCGUAAAAUCAUCUCCACCCCUAAACUGAGAUUCUUCUCCCACAGUUUUCCCGUCGUUUUCUCUCGAUUUCACGAAACCCAUUCUCUCUUUCAUUCCCUUAACCAGAAAGGAAGAAACUUGCUGCAGCGUUUACAUUCCAAUUCGAAAGCUUUAAGAUUUCCCCAAACUAAAAAAAAAGAAGAUCUUUGUUCAUUUCCCGGCGAGGGUUAGCUUUGAUUCUUCGUGUGCAAGAAAGGGUUUCUCUGGUUUAUCCAUUCGGAUCAGAAAGUCUUCGUCUUUAUCAUUUCUAAUUUAGGUUUCUGAAAACCCUAAUUUCAUUCAUUCUUUCUGUUACCAAUUCGUUGUUUAAUACGUCUCUUAGGGUUUCUUAUUACUUUCUAAACAAAGGAAAGCUUUGAUAAUAUUUCAGUGCCUAUUAUUUUUUUUCUGCUGCUAUCUGAAAUCAAAGAGUCUCCUUUCUCCUUAGAUCUAAUCAUAAAGAACAUAGCUUUUGUCCGGAUCUGAUCUUGGUUACACCUUUUUAGGGAUUCUGUACAAAGUGAUUUUAGGUUUUGAAGUUAGGUUUUUAUAGGAAUGGCGUUAAAUUUUUCACAUAGGCAUUUUUCUUCCCAUGUAUCUGAGGAAUCAAUGAAGAUAGCCAAUGGUUAUCUUGCUGAUGGGCUUUCUGAGAGGAAUGGUGAUGGUUUUAACCAGUCUUGGUGUUCAAGUAUUGAUAAAGGUGAUUGCUUUGUUGACUAUGGGAGGAAUGCUGGAGAUUCAGCUUCUGUUGACAUACUUGAUGUUUUGCCAUCUGAUCCGUUUGGUAUGGAUAUCAACAAUACUUUCACCGCUAUUACUGGAUGGCUUGAGGAUCUGGAGGUUGAUUGUAGCCAAUAUGGGAGAGAUGAGAUUUGGGUUGGUGAUGGGAGCCAUCAUCAGCUCUUUGCUGGGUUGAGUUUUAUCUGGAACAAUGCAAUGCGGUUUCAGGAGUUUCCAGAGAGCAAUGUGUACAGUAAUGGGUCGGGGUUAUUCCAUGGAUCUAGUAGUGUGGGUGAGGUUGGAGAAAGCAGUGGUCGCUGCACCACUAAUGAUGGAGGUGAGAAUGCACACGUUCAUCCGGCGUUUGGGUUUUGUCUUUAUCACUUGGGAGUGAAGGAUCUUCUUUCAGCGAGUAUGGUUUGCAAGUCUCUGCAUACGACUGUCUUUGAUGACUCACUACUAUGGAAACAUAUCCACAUUUCUCAACCGUUGAAUGAGAAGAUCACAGAUGAGACUCUUCUGCAGUUAACCGAGAGGGCUCAGGGCACUAUGCAGUGUCUGAGACUCAUAGAUUGCUCGAGAAUUACAGAUGAUUGUCUUAAGCAGGUCGUGGAGUGCAACCCACAAGUUGUUAAGCUUGGCGUGUCUGGAUGCACAAGGAUCACUAUCGAUGGUGUUUUGAGCAUCUUGAGAGAUCUCAAGUCUGUAGGGAAGCUUCAAGUGAAGCAGUUGGAGAUCGGUGGCAUCUUUGGAGUUACUAAAGAUCACUACGAUGAAUUGUUUGGUUUGUUAGACGUUGACAAUAACGUGGAGCAGUCUAUACAGAAGCCGCGUUUUUACCAUAGAGGAGACUCCUCAUGUGUGUCUUGCGAUGAUGAUGACCGGGUGCUAGAUAUUGAGAUGUGCCCAAAAUGUCAGAACGCUAGGCUUGUGUAUGACUGUCCAGCAGAAGAUUGUAAAGGGAAGGAGGAGUGUCGUGCUUGUUCUCUUUGCAUACAGAGGUGUUUUCAGUGUGGUAGAUGCAUCAAUGACAGUGAAUAUGAAGAGACGUUUUGUCUGGAGUUUUUGUGCGCUGAUUGUUCGAAGCAGUCCCCUAAGUUACCUCUUGAGGUGGAAAAUUCCAUCUGA
Messenger RNA from Eruca vesicaria subsp. sativa (arugula), 1871 nucleotides. Lineage: Eukaryota; Viridiplantae; Streptophyta; Magnoliopsida; Brassicales; Brassicaceae. The record is from the annotation of a GenBank genome assembly.